AUGUUCAACCCACAACCGAUCGACCCUCACAUUCGAGACGAGCUAGAUGUCAUGCUUCCGGAAGCCAUGGACGAAGACGAAGAUAUGAAUGACGUAGGCGAAUCAGAAGGAUCCUACCAUGAAGACCACCAUACAUCACCCCCGCCGCAUGAAACCAGUUAUCCAACAAUAUCCAACACACAGCCAAUGCAGUCGAACAAUGGAGACGAUGUACAGCCAACGCUUUCGCAUCCCACGCACGAAGAGCAACACAACUACAACAUACACGAAUCAGCAGAAGGACAAUUUGGAGACGACCUUUAUUUACCACCGUUGCCUCGAACAGAAUAUACAUCUCGUUAUCAAACUUGGUUUCAUAUUCUGAAUGACCCAUCCAAUAUGCUGCGUCAUGCUUUCCUUGGUUAUUUUUCAGGGGAUGGUUGUCAUCACACGGAUGGAGUUGCAUCAAUCAGCUUAAGAUCUACCGAUUUCGUCUGGUUGUAUCGAUUUACAAGAACCUAUGGCAUAGACCAACCAAUCACAUUCAGACCUUCUGAUUACAUCUCCAUGAAAACCACGGCCGUUUAUUUCGGGCAAUUGCAGGUCACUAUGCAUUGGUUUGUCGGUGCAGCCUCGGUCUAUUUUGGGAUGCCUUCCAGCAACACCCACAACACCAACAAGUACAAGAUGGAGCGAUAUUUCAACAUGCCUGAACCUACUCGACGAAUGGCCUUUGCAAUCUAUCUGUUGACUUUCCUUGACGCAGACGGGAGCAUAACGAGAUUUGAGACGUACAGCACAUAUACACCAGGCUAUACAAUGACGGGAUUUGUUGUAUCACAGCGAGAUCGCAGGAUGUUGGAAUUUAUUAUGGAAAUGCUACAACAGUAUGGCUACAAGAGUUUCUUUUCACCAAAUGUCGAUGCAAAUUCCAGCACUCUCCACAUCAACUUCGCUAACAACAACGACAUAGCAACACAAUUCUUUCGACCGGCCAUGAGAGAGUUGAUCUUAAAUGGAUACCCUUUGUCAGGAAAGCUGUCGAUGGUCGACUAUUGCCUUGAGAACGAUCUCUUUGCGAACAUCCGAAUGUGGGCCCCGUAUUCGUUAUCGUUCACCGAAUAUUGCAAGGACCUCGAUGAUGAUAUACUGGUAGUGCUGGCGGAGGAUUUCCGGGCGAUGAAUGUGUUUGAUGUGAAUAUGGUAUUGGAGGCGCUCGGUUUGCAUAAGCUAUCAUCGACAUACGAUAUCGACCUCACUAUGUUGAAAGAUACUCUUCAACAUAUCGACCCCAGCAGCUGUACGGAGGAGCAGGGAAUCGCUAUGAAGUAUUUUGAUACAGUGAAACAACGCCGCACAGAAUACACUGUACAGGAGCACGAAUACAAGAAGACAUUCUACUACUGCGAUCAUUGCUUUUAUGUUACCGACAACGAAAGAUCUUUACAAAUACAUCAGCAAGUCCAUGACAAGGCCAAGCUAUAUGUUUGUGCGACUUGCAAUCGACACUAUGAUGACGGUGACCAUCUCACUCAGCACCAAAAGCAAUGCCACCCUUUCGAGCCAAAGCCGUGUCCAUUUAAGAAUUGUGUUUUCACCUACAGCACCCCAAUUCAGCUUACGAAACACAUGGAGAUUCAUAGGACAGAAGGGCGUCCGUUUGUCUGCUCGGUGUGCCAUCGAACGUACAAGCGCAAUAGCGAGCUCAAAGUCCACAAGAGAACACAUAAGCAAGAGCGCCCCUAUAAAUGCCUGCAUUGUGUUAAGUCGUUUACCACUUCAAGUGAUUUAUCCAAACAUUACAAAACAUCAAAAGACCAUCCUGAAUUGAAUUGUACCGUUGAAGGUUGCCCGUUCACAUACAAAUGCCAAUUACAUCUUGACGAACACAAUGAAAGACAUCAGGAGGGCCAGCCAUAUGUAUGCGUUGUAUGCACAUAUGGAUACAAAAAACGAGAAUCCUUCUUAGGACACAUCAAAGGACACCCAGAUCAUUUUCAACUUUGUGCAUAUGGAUGUGGUGAGCGCUUUUUCAAUGCUGUCGAGCUGGAAAGUCAUGAACGAGACCAUGAACAAGAAGCGUCAAGUGAAACGGCAAGCACCUUUAACAACGAAGCCAACUAG
Messenger RNA from Lichtheimia ornata, 2103 nucleotides. RefSeq lists its product as uncharacterized. The record is from RefSeq and is a predicted model, not a curated record. Gene Ontology annotation, biological process: regulation of DNA-templated transcription. Lineage: Eukaryota; Fungi; Mucoromycota; Mucoromycetes; Mucorales; Lichtheimiaceae. Gene Ontology annotation, molecular function: RNA polymerase II cis-regulatory region sequence-specific DNA binding; DNA-binding transcription factor activity, RNA polymerase II-specific. The coding region runs from base 1 to 2103 and encodes 700 amino acids. The transcript has 11 exons.